Molecule: messenger RNA, 1337 nt
Organism: Oenanthe melanoleuca
Lineage: Eukaryota; Metazoa; Chordata; Aves; Passeriformes; Muscicapidae
Gene: MEOX1
Product: mesenchyme homeobox 1
Exons: 1
Coding region: 788-1222 (144 amino acids)
Source: RefSeq, a predicted model, not a curated record
UCCAACACUCACAAAUACAUGUGUUACAAAUCUAACAAAACAAACAAACAUCACUCAAAGCCUUGCAUGUAUGUACAAGCCAGGUUUAAUAAUUUUUUUUAAAUCUUAGGAUUGAGCCUUAAAUUAUAUAUAAUUAGUGAAUUUCUUACUUCUAUUUCCCACUUUAGUUCUUGAAAUUUGGUGUCUAUUGAAUCCUGUUUUAGGGCUUUUUCUAAACCCAAGACAAAGAAUUUUGUUAACAGUGCAAUAAAAAUAACUUCAUAGUGUUACAAGGAAACAUUAAAGACUUUUUUGUGUGCUUCUCUUUCCCUUAAAAAAAAAAAAUACAGACAUUGUUUCUUUAAAAGGCUCCAUCUGCAAAUCCCAUUAGAUGUGCAUAUAAGGUUUCAGAUGAUUAAUAGCUGCCUGCUUUGCUUUGGUUGGAGGGGCUGAGGGUAUGUGUGUUAACCCCUCCCUCCCCUCGCUCACAUUUCACUCCACAAACUUGUCACUGUCUCCCCAGCACAGUAUUUAAAAAGUGUUUCACUCAUGCCCAGCACUUCUCCACUUCAAGGAAGCAGCUCAUGGCAAUCCCUGCAUAGAUCUGCUUGCCCCAGCCAGGGCAAUGAAGACCUUUAGAACCAGAGUUCCUAAAGUAGCAAAGCUGCAACAGCAUCAAUCCCACAAGCAAAGUUGUGUUUAGGGAGGAGUACUCUAAAGUUUGGAAGCGUUUCCCUCUGCUUGCCGUGUCUUUGAAGGCUGAGCUGCCAGCAGCAGAGCAGGGAGGUGCGGGCAGGACUGGAGGCAGAUGGAUCCCAGCGGCAGCAGCUGCAUGCGCAGCGCGCAGCCCCCCGCCCUGCUCUGGGGAUGUGCGAGGAGCUCCCACAGCGACCUGGCCGCAGCUCCGGGGCUCAGCCACUACCCCGCAGCACCCUUCUCCUUCCAGCAAAAACCACAUCUCGCUGCUUACUCCGAUUUCUCAGCCUCCUGCCUGGUGGCAGCUCCCCACAGCUUCCCGCAGGAGGAGCAGCACGCCCCGUUCCAGCGCUCCGAGUGGCACCUGGCGGCCACCAGAGCCACCGACCCGGCGCUGGCCUUGGCUUCUGGAGAGUCGGGGGGCAGCAGCCCCAGCCCAGUGAGCGUGCCUGUGGCUGCAGGCGAAGAUGAUGAGGCAGCGGCAAAUCCUACAAGUGACUCUGAGAAAAAGCCAUCCAAAAGGAAAAAGGAAAGGGCAGGUAGGUGAUAUGAAAUCAGGGGUGUGGUGGAGUGCAGGAGAUGGAAUGAGAACACCUGGUGAGCUAGGAAAGCAAGCUGGUGAGCAAAACAUUUCAUAAUUCUUGAUCGGGGAAACUAUAGAC